UUAAAAAAUUAAAUGAUAAAGAUAAUGAUAGAAAUCUUAUCUGUUACCCCAAAUUGGAAGUUACACGACAUGUUCAAGUUCUUUCAAAAUGGUUCAAUUGGGGAAUCCAAGAUUCCGUUGACCUGGUUUACGAUUCUGAGUUCCAACUUCCCAACUUGCAAGGCGAGGGGAAAAGGUUGAUUCAAACAAGUUCGUUCACGUCGGAAUGGAUGACCGAAGAGCAAGUUUUGGGUUUAAUUAGGAAAAACAUUAAAUUCAUGGACAUAACAGAUUACCAAUUCCCAGUUAGCCCUGCUUUUGAGAAUGAAGUCAUGCCUUUAAUUUCUAAACUUUCCAUCGAGCACAUGAAAAAAAACCUCGAAAAAUUCACAUCUUUUCGUAAUCGAUAUUAUCGUUCUAAAUAUGGUGAAGAAUCCUCUCAAUGGCUAUAUGAGCAGGUUGCCAACAUUGUUAAAAAUGCAAAUUAUUCGGAUCCAAUUCUAUCAGUUAAGCAAUUCCCGCACAAAUGGAAUCAAAAAUCUAUCAUUGCAAGAUUCCGAGGUUCUGAUGAUAGUAAGUCAAAUGAAGUGGUCAUUGUUGGUGCGCAUCAAGAUUCGAUUAACAUGUGGAUGCCUAGUUUUGGUCGAUCUCCCGGAGCUGAUGAUGAUGGAAGCGGUACUGUUACGAUUUUGGAAGCAUUUCGUGUGCUAGUUGAAGGGCAAUUUAAGCCUUCGCGCCCUGUCGAAUUUCAUUGGUAUUCAGCAGAAGAAGGUGGCCUUCUGGGAUCUCAAGCAAUUGCUUCGUAUUAUGAAGAAUUAGAAUUUGAUGUAAUUGCCAUGUUGCAGAAUGAUAUGACAGGUUACGUGGGUAAAAAGUAUCCUGAAUCGUUUGGGAUUGUCGUUGAUUUCGUUGAUAUGGACUUAACCGAAUUCAUCAAGAAACUGAUUAAAUCAUAUGCAGCAUUACCUGCAAGAGAUACAAAAUGCGGCUAUGCUUGUUCUGAUCAUGCAUCGUGGAGAAAAGCUGGUUAUCCCUCCGCUUUUGCUAUUGAAGGUGCUUUUGAAGAUUCUAACCCAUAUAUCCACACUUCUAAUGAUAUUAUUGAUCACCUUAGCUUUGAACACAUGCGUGAAUUUGCCAAG
Messenger RNA from Racocetra persica, 1121 nucleotides. The record is from the annotation of a GenBank genome assembly. Lineage: Eukaryota; Fungi; Glomeromycota; Glomeromycetes; Diversisporales; Gigasporaceae.